This is a messenger RNA of Perkinsus marinus ATCC 50983, 177 nucleotides long. RefSeq lists its product as hypothetical. The record is from RefSeq and is a predicted model, not a curated record. NCBI's taxonomy places the organism in Eukaryota, Perkinsozoa, Perkinsida, Perkinsidae. The transcript has a single exon. Bases 1 to 177 code for a protein of 58 amino acids.
AUGCGUUUCGCCUCCCUGCUUCUCGCUGUUACCAUCCUGGCUGCUUCUGGUUCCACCGACGGUGCUCCUCAAGAUGGUUCCCCUAUAGGCCGCAAGCUUAACAACUUCGGCGAUGAGUGUGCUACAUGCGCCAAAGGGCGUUGCCGCUGUGGUCAUAGCGGCUGCUGGUGUGAAUGA